This is a messenger RNA of Monomorium pharaonis (pharaoh ant), 10247 nucleotides long. RefSeq lists its product as uncharacterized. The transcript has 11 exons. The record is from RefSeq and is a predicted model, not a curated record. The coding region runs from base 530 to 4264 and encodes 1244 amino acids. NCBI's taxonomy places the organism in Eukaryota, Metazoa, Arthropoda, Insecta, Hymenoptera, Formicidae.
CUCGCGCCGCCACUGCCGCCAGUCGGUGGCGGGCGCUCGCAGCGUACGUUUCAUCAGCUGUGUUCGGACUUGGUGUUCGUUCUCCUCCUUUUUUUCUCCUUCCACCCCUCGUCACCCCCCCUCUCCCUUUCUCUCUCGCUCGCUUUGUGUUACGUCGUAUGCGCGUAUCGCGAAUACGACAGUGAUCCUACGGUUUGACGCGACCGCGUCGGCACGUGCCGGCGUCGGAGGAUCGCACGGCCGUGGGAAUCGGUGGGACGAGAUUCGAAUGUCGGAGCGCACGGUGCAGCUCCUCACGGUGCGUUUGUUUUGACAUGUGUGUGGGCUGCCAUAUUGGAUUACCGCAUCGCUGCCGCUGCUGCUGUCGUCGUCGUCGUCGCCGUCAUCAUCGCCAGUACCAUCAACGCGGGGCACCCGGGCACGAGACGCGACUUUCGCGCUAAAAAAAAGAACGAUCUAUUUGUGGAUCAGGCAUGGAACCUAUCACAACGAUUGCGCGGCACAGUUAAGGUCGGGCGGUUGAUGCCUGAUGGCGCGGGCUGGGACACAACGCUGGAGAAAUCCUGCUCCAGAAGGUGACGAUGUGCAACGAUCGAUCGAGCUGUUGGACAAGGUGCUCUCAGAAUACGACGAGCACGACGCGGAGGGCGAAGGUGGCGGCGGUGGUGGCGGCGGUGGAGGAGGCGGAGGAGGCGGCGGCGGUGGAGGCUGCGUCGGGAACGGAAGCGGCGGGGGUGUCGGGGAUUGCGGCAGCAGCACGGAACCGAGUAUUGGCCUCACGCCCGACGACGAGAGCCCGUCCUUAGGACACCAAUCCGAGGACGACGGUUACAUGAGUAUGAAUGGUCGGAAGGCGAAGAUGGCCCUGGUAGCAUUACGUCCGGUUCCGGACUGUCCGGAGCCUCAGGAUCCCGCGGGAGUCUCGACGCAGGAAUUUCCGCCACCCCCGGAAGAGGCCGAGCGCAUCAUCUCAACUCUUCUACCAAUGGUUUCGCCAGGAAACUCGUCGAAGAGGAGCGUCGUGGGCCAGGCCGCGGAACGACGGAACAACAACGCCGGCGGCCGGCAGCAGCAGUGGAUGGUGUCCAUGGAGGAUAGCAUGCGUCACGGGAACGCGGUUACCACGCAGACUACUCUCCCGAAAACCCGCCACCAGCGACCGUACGGUUGGGAGAACGGGACCGUGGAGUCGUUGCGGUUGGCCCAGCCGCCCAGUCCGCCCAGCAAGUUCGCCAGCCUGCCGUACGACGGCAAGGUGUCCUUCAACUGGAUCCCGCCGCGUACGAAUCCGAGCGCGGCGGAGAAGCACCGGGAGGUGCGUCGCCGUUCCUCGGAGGAGUGCCUGGAGGAUGGCGGGGGCAGCCCCGACCGCGGCAGCCACCACGCGAGGAAGCAUCAGCAGCGCCAGCAGAACGAGAUCACGAAGUCGAGCAGCGUGGAGGACCGUCUGUUGAUGAACAGGUCGGACAAGGAGUCGACGCGACGCAGUCGCAACGACUCGGACUCGAGCGAGGGCCGGUUCUCGCGGAACUCCGAGUCCGAGAGCCGGUCCUCGAUACCGCGCUCCAGCUCGGUCAGUGUCGAGCGGUUCUCCAUGCGCGCCAACUGCGACUCGUCGGACUUCUCGCGCGCCAACUCCACGUCGAACGAGCGCUUCCACUCGGACUUCUCGAUCGCGGUCGCGAGCGCGAGCUCGAACGAUCACGUCUCCGUGCCGACCUCCGAGCCGUUUUCCAUACGCAACCUCGACUUCGUUUCGUUCGCGUUGCCGCGCGCGGACUCGAGCGAACGCUUCUCCGCGCCCACGUCCGACCGCUGUUCCGAGGAGCGCUACUCCGACCUCUUCUCCACGCGUAACUCCGACUUCUCCGCGCGAAAUUCGGCCGACUUUAGGACGCAGUCCGAGGAGGAGCGCUUUUCCGACGACUCCCUGGAGGAGCUAUUGCCGCCACCGCCGCCCAUCAGCAAGAGACACUCUAUCGCAUGGGAGGUCUCUCUGGAGGACGAUCCUUUAUACGCACCCGGCAGCACCAAGGUUGUCGGGAGAAGACGACGAAAGAGCAGCGAUGUGUCAAGUGUAGGUUCCGCGUCGAAGUUGCGCGACUUCGACGACUGGCAGGAUCAGCGAUUGUCGACGACCGAUGACGAUCUGAUCUCGCCGUAUUCGGACUCGUCUACGAACGAGCUAGAUCAGAUACGGCCGCAGGAGCUCACGAAAAAUGGCACCUACGUCAUACGACGUGGCCGCAAGAAGGAGCGCAAGGUUCUUCCGAAGACGCCGACCAAGACCAAGAGCCUGUCGUUCGAAAACGGCGAAGAUGGCGGCCGAUUAUCGGAUGUGAAGCGAUACUCGAGCACUUUCGACAACAUCAAGAGCCUGCUGAAGGAAGGCAAGCUGGAGGGUCUGAACGAGCCGCCAGCGGAAUUUGCGCUUCCGGUGCCGCCGGACCUCAUCCGGGUCGUGUCGAUGCCGGCGAUUAACAACGACGCCAGUAAUCGGGCUCAGCUGGAGAUCACCGUAGAAGAGGAGGAGACGUUCGACGUUUUGGACAAGGACAAGGAACGCGACAACAUCGAACUACCUCGGCUACCACCAUCGCCGGUCGAGGACGAUCAAGUAGGUCCUCGUUCGGAUCGAUCGAGAGACUGCAACGGCGUCCCAACGGCGCCCAACUUGGCGGAUCUCGAUAUCGCCAGGUCGUCCACGAACAACGCGCUCGCCGAGCCGAGGAAAAAACUCACGAGCGCGGUAAGCGACGAGCGACUGGCCUCCAAGAUCCCGGUGAACUUGUUGAUUGAGGAUCAGAUCGUAAAGAAGGCGCUCAAGGAGAAUCGCCGUCAACUGGAAAAGGUGAGCGACGCGAUCAAAGAGAUCGAGAGCGUGAAGAACAGUGAAUCCUAUUGCGAGAGCAAACGUUGGCGAAAUGGCGACCUGAAGCAGAACUCGAAGCGAAGCAGCUUCGAUAACGAAUUUCCGUCGAUUCACGACGGCCGGAAACCGGUGACGAUCGAGGGCAGCCCCUAUGAUGGUAGGACGCGCGGCAGGCAGCAGCAACAUCAGCAACAGCAGUACAGCUCCGACUCCGAAACGUCGAAGGCCAGCUCGGACGUGGACUUCGCGGAUCGGAGAAAAUUGAACGGCGCCACGGACGUCGUCUACUCGUCCGGCAGGCGGUUGCACCAGAACGGUAUCGAGAAUCACAAGAACGAUCAGAAACAGAUCGAGAACGUGAUCGACGCUAUUCUGGAGGACUCGAAGAAUCCGGAAUUUCAGGUGAGCGUUGACGUGAUGGAGUUUCCGCCAUUGCCGCCCUCGCCCGUCGAGGAAGCCGACGAGGAAAGCUGCUCGGACGUCGGCCAAAGCGCCAUGAUGACGCCACCAAAGUCCAAAAGUCACAGCAGCCGGCCCGUGGAGUACAGGCCGAGGGUGCCACCGCAUCGUGUUCCGCCAGUUAUCGACCCGAAGGAGCAGGCUUCCUUGAAUACCAGGUCCAUGGAUGCCGGCUUUACCAGGGGGAGACGUACACCGACCACCAAUAAUUCCAGGCGAGAGGUGCCCGUGGAACGGAGAACUCUGCCCACCGAUUUACCAGGACCAUCUCGUCGACGGCCGUUCACGAAAAGACACUCGCCAUCGGCGGAGCCGUGUUCCUCCGGGGGUAGCAGCGGCGGUGGUGGUACAGGCGGCAGCGUCGUUACCGGCACCGGUUCCGGUAUGCAGACAUCGUGUUCCCUGCCGGAGACCCCGGUGUUCGCCAGGGGCAGCGACAUCCCCAGAACGCCGCAACACGCUGGCAAUCCCACGCAGUCGAGGCGACAACCCGGCUGGUACGCACCAACCACAGCUACCGGCUAUCGACGGAACAAUCCCGGUCUGGAACAGGCCAUAAUCGGCACUGAGCUUCUCCGGCUGGCGGGCGGCCCGAACCGUGGAUGGUAUCCCACCAGGAAGACAAACCAGCCGCGGCCGGCGUCGAUCGAGCACCUCGAGCGGCUGAAUAAUGCUUAUGACGCGCGGUUACCGGGCACCGGAGACCAGAGGAAGCCGCUGACUCUGCCCACGAACAUCACGCCCAACAAAUACUUCGGCCAAAGUAAGCACAGCUCCGCCUCCAGCACUCGUGAGGCGCUACGGAGGGUCACUAGCUUGCUCAUCAAGAAAGGUAAGCGCCGGGGAUUCGCGCUGUUAAAAAGAGAAACACCACGCCUGAGCCAUUCGGCGCGUGGCGUAGUCAGGAAAACACGACGUCGUCGGCAACUGUGAAAUAUCACGGAUCCCAUUUGCGCUCAAGAUGAAUUUCACGGUUCCGUUUCCGUUUUUUUUUUUCUUUUUUCUCGGCAGUGCUAUUAUGAAUUUGUGCGAUCAAACAAGCUUUCAGAGAUGCGCAAAUGGACAUGAAAGAUCUUUGACAUAAAGUUUUGUAAAUUUUAAAACGUUAGCAGUACUCGUAAUAGUAUUGCUGGUGGACCGUAGAAUGUUACUUGGAACACAAAUGUGGACGUGGUUUUUAGGUUGCCAUGUAAAGAGAUACUGUAAGCGAUAAGUGACAAUUUUUGUUGAACUAUUGUAUAAUAGAUUGUGUAUUUUUGAUGUCAUCACGAAACAAUUUAUUUCAAUCUUAAAGAUACAUGCAUUAAAUUAAAUUAAUUUUUUUUAUAAAUAUUGUGUUGCUUCUCUGUACAUUAUUAUAAAACAAAUUCUUAUUAAAUCAGUACGUAUUUGAUUUUCUUGUGAAAUAAUUAAAAAUUUUAUAAUAAGGAAAAUUUUUAAAUGAUGUAAAAUUUUGUUAUUAAAAUAUUAAAAGAAAAAUUUAUCUAUCUGUUAUAUUUUAUCGAUUUCUUAAUAGUAAGAGCAAAUGUAGUAUAUAUGUAGUGAUUGUACUUAUAUAAUUAUUUAAUAACUUGUUUCAUGCAUGUUUAAUUUAAAAAAAUUUAUAUAUGUAUAUCUUUGAUUAACCAAUAUUUUCAAUUGCAAUUGUCAUAAUUGCGCUAACAAAUCGCUUACGUCGUGUUUUCUAAAGAUUUCGCUAUUUGAAAGCCCGUAAUCUUUGAUAAGUAACCUGCGAAAGAGUUUUCUAACUUGUAUCGUGUGUGACCUUUCGUGGCAUUUGAGUGCCACUGACUAUCUAAUUCUUUAAUCUUAUGUCUCUUUAAUAUCUUGGAAUGCUUGCUUCUAAGUAACUUACUGCUAUAAUCAUUCAGAAGUUUAUGUCUAUGCAUAUGUUAAUUAUUCAAUGUGCGAUCAGUGUCCCAAUAUUCCUUCUACACUAGCAUCAAUGAUAAACUUAUAGAAUUUGGCAUCAAAAUAUAUAUUAACACAUUUUUUCAUACGUAAUGUUGAUUGAAAUAUACUUGCAAUGAUCGAGCCUUAAACAAGUAAAAAUUUUUUUAUUAAUUCAUGCGUGUAAUUUUUUUUGUGUCACUUUUUUCAAAUAUAUAUAUCUAACUUUUUUGUAUCUCUUUUGUACACGUUCUGACGUCUAUUGCAUGUAGCAUUUUUGCAAUAUCUUUAAUCUUUUCCGUGGAAUAAUCUUUACUUUAAUUAUUACACUUUAUUAGGAACGUUAAUGUAUCAAUCAAUGCCUUUAGGUAAUUUAGAAAUAAGCUGCAUGUUUAACAUGUAGUUGACACAUUGUGAUACAAGAUACAAGAAUAUUGUGAUUAGAACCUUAAAUUUUUUAUUCACGAAUGUUAAAUAUAUGCAUAAUCCAAUAACGCAAAUUGCAUCUUUAGAAUACAGUAGUUUUUAGAUAUUAUUUCAUACACAAAAUAUAACUUUAACUUAAAAUCCGGAGAAAGAUUAUUACCGACUGUUGAAUUAUAUCAAUCGUCGAUAACUUUGUCCAAUUAUACAUUUUUAUACUUAAAUAUUUUAUGACAAUAUAAAACACACAUUUUCUGCAAAUUAUAAUUAUAAUUUAUAUAAGAAAUAUUCAAUAAGUCUAUUUGUCUUUACGUUUUUUGCAAUUAAAAUCUUUUCUCUCUUAUAGUUAUUUAAUUUCUUUGAAGUAACAAGAUGGGGGGAGAGGGAUUUCAACUAAUAUGAACAGAUUUAAUAUCUUCAUUUCUCAUCGCAAUAUCGUAUAGAAAUUAAAUACAUUUGAUUUCUAGAGAACCUAGGGAAUAUUUCUUGGCAAAUGGCAUUGCUGUACGUUUUCCUCUCCGCAACGAUCGUGCGACUUUUGCCGCACCACGUGUUUCGCGGAGCUCUGUAACGUGGCGCUAUCUGACAGCAUCUCCGCGAGUGAUUUUCCAGUUGAAUGUAACCGACCUUGAAAGCUCGUCCGCGCGGUUAGAGAGGGCGGCAGGAGGGAGGGAGAGCGACAAGGCCUCGGCCAUGUUACACGUUGCGAGUCGUCCCGCGCUCCUCUACCCCGAUCAGUAACGUAACUGAUGAAACUAGCACCCUUCUUUUCAUUUCCUCUUUAUCUGAAGAGGUCUUUAUCGAAUUAAAAGCUUCAGUUGAAAUUAGUAAGUUCAACGUAAUUUUUUUACCGAUACUAAAUUACAUGCAUACAUAAAAUAUUUUAUACACAAAUAUAAAUACUUUCAUAUUUUUUAUUCACAUUUUUAUGAUGCACAUCGACAGUGCUUCUCUCGAUUAUAUUUUGUAAGUUUCUGAUGUUUUUUGCUUUUUUCCUCGUAGCUGAACGUUCCUUUUUCUGAUGAGCAUCGAGGAUAAAAUCUGCAUCAUCGAUUAUCUUCUACAACACUUCAUCGCAAUGCACACGAAUAUGCAUCUUACAGCACAGUUUAUUAUAGUUUCUCCUCGUUGUAGUUAAGAAAAAUAAAUGCUAGAAAUUUGCAAGGGAAACUCAGGGGUUCCGUGGCUACCUGCGCCCAAUGAGCGACGUCGUGUUCAAGCGGAUAGACAAACGGGUACGAGGAGAGAUGGCGGGGGAGGCGCGCAGAGGGUACGCCACAUUGUGCGUGGGACAUCCCCGCGCGCGCAAGCCAGUGAGCGAGCGAGCGGGUCCGCCGCUCCGGAGGUGUCUCCUUCACACCCGAGGGUUCCCGUUAUUGAUUCGUCCGACGGGAGGUUCAUCCGCGAAUGUUUCCGCGUCCGCCGAUUCGGCCGCCUGCGCGCGGCUCGUCUAUACACCUCGUCAAAUUUUCAGACUCGUCGCAAAGCGCGGACUUCGGACCUAGAGAAAAGCACUACACGGAAUUAAAAGUGGGAGGGCAGAAAAGGAGAAAAGAAGGGAGAUGGAGAGAAUGAGAGAAAAGAGUCCGGUUCGAUAGAUGCAGUCACUUGAGAAUCUCUAAGAACCGGAUGUUCUGCGGAGCAUCAGUCCUAACUCUGGGAUAAUUUUGCUUCUGUUAUUAUUAUUUUUUUUUAUGGAACUAGCAAAGGCGUAUCUACGUUGACUAAGAUGUAUCCGCGAAAUUAAGAUAUUGACGCUUUUCAAGUUACGAACGAUUAAGAGGAAAGAAGAGAUACGCGCCGAAGAAAUGCACCGAGGCAAAGAAAGUUCUUUAUCUCUUCGUUCAUUUACGCUAGUAAUGCACUUACGAUGGAACUUGUAGAUUCAUUUUUUUACUUGCAUCUUACUCGUCGUCGAGUAGACGGCGACGACUUCUUUUCCUCGCGGCGGCGUAUCGACACCGCGCUCUAAAAAUAACCGUUAGCGAUAACACGCGACAUUUAAUGCAUUCGCGACAUUAUGUGCGCUCCUUUUUGACAAGAGUCGUUGCUCCCGUGCUGUCGUUUCGAUGAAAUUAUUCACUGUGCUCUCAACUACUUCUCGUUACUCAAUAAAUAUCUCUGACGACUUAAAUAUUAAUUUAUUCGUUAGCUAUUUCUUUAUUCAAGUAGGUUUUAUGUGAAAUCGAAAUAAAAAAAGGUAACUUUCUUCGCUUAACAUCCUUCUUCCACGCGCGCAAGUAUUGCAAAGGGACACAAGUUGCACUUGUAUUUCAGCGUCAUGAAAGUUGUUAAAUCGACACGCGAUUAUUAGCUUUGCGAGAAAGAAAAUUAACUUUCUUGAUUUUUCGCAAGAGCUUCAAAACAUCGAAAAACUUUCCGGACACGUUCGAGAGAGGAUUAAGAAGAAAUUCACUUCCGAGUUUAUUUAUUGUCGUCGGUAUAUAUUGAUUCUCUUACGCGGAUUUUCCCGGUACGGUUGCAUGUUUUGGCCUUAUUGAUUCGCUGCGCGAGUAUAAUUCCAACGAGAAUGACCGUACCGAUAAGUAUUUAACGUACGUGUGCGUGCGUCGAAAGCGCACUCGAUUCGCACGUUCGGUCGUCUGGUCCGAUUCUCCACCGAUGAAUGAUAUCACGCGGAUUCCCAGUCAAGGACGUGGAAGUCCAAUUUAAGGCGGAUGACACACGGGCGAGCUAAAUAUCGCGAAGACUGGCCUUGCAAAUUCGAAAAAGAGCACUCGCCCGAGAAAUUUUCGAACUCGCUUUCAAGUUUUGUUUCCUCCGUAGAGUAUAAAACUUGUCCCAACUUGUUUCGGAUAAGCGAUAACUUCGAAGUUUCUCUUUUCUUUUUCUACUCGCAUAACUUGUAGAUAAUCAGUUAAAGAUUACGCUGUGUUAGUUUACAACUUGUAUCAGAAAAAAUUAUAAUUUCUAAAAUUAUUGUAUAUCAAACUCUACAAAGGCAAAUUGACAAACUAUCGAAUUACAUAUUUCAUAUUUGAGAAUAUGUUUUCUAGACUUUUGAAAAAUCUGCAUUUUAAUCAUUAUAACGUCGAAAAUAUCGUUUAAAUUAAUAUUCCUUCCGAUGACGAAUUUCGGCAAAUAUUAGCCGUAAUUUUGGUCCCACGCCUCAUUGUGAAGCACCUUGGCGAUUCUCGCAGAAAAUGACCAUCCAAAGGGGAGAUGUUUUCCGAUCGGUUAGUAGGUGGUGGAUGUUGGUAGGUGAACAGGGCUCGGCGGGGGCGCGAGCAUCCCUUUCUCGCCAGGUCGAGGUAGUGGUGGCAAUCGUUACUCCCGUCUGCUGAUCCGUCUACCAACCCCGCGAACAGCGGGGGCAAAUACUACCCCUACACCCGGACGGUAUCCGCCUCCAUCGCGGCCGAGCAUUCACCGACCUCGGCGGCGACGGCGACAAUCUCUAGAGUUGCGGAAGACACUACCUCGGCUGUCCGGCAGAACCGACGACAUCCUCGCAUUUCCCGUGAAUUCUGAAUUUUACAAAACCCAGCACGGAUCAGUGUGAACAGUUAGAUAGCUGAAGGAAUAAAAUGAUUGUGUGGCUAUCAAGCCAGAUUUUUUUAAUUGUGGAAGAACAUAUAAAUUAUUCAGUAAUACAAACGUUCACAUUAUUGUUCGUAACUUUAAUAUUUUGGUGAUUUUUAAAAUUAAUUUUUUUAAUUCGAUAUUUUUACAACUGUAAAGAAUAAUUUUUAAAAACGAUUUUUUUAAAGAGAGCAUAGCUUUAUCGGUCGUCUGCUUAAGCCGGAAUUUAUUCAAUUGAAUAUUCUCAAUCAUUCUGUCAUUGUCCUCUUUCUUGUCUUUAAUAUCUAUCUCUAAUAUCUUGUCUUUAAUAUCUUGUCUUUAAUAUCUCUACUUCAUUGUGCUCGUAUUUUAUUUUAUCGAUCCAGACAACUUCUCGAUGCACGAUAUUACUCGUGUUUUUCCCCAUUGUCUCUUUCGUCUUAUCUUUGCGUUUUUUUUUAAACUUUUUCACAGCGAAAAAUUAUUGAGCAGUCGGUUAUUGUUUAUAAUAAGCAAUGCACAAUCAUACCACGUCUUGAAAAGUUUAGGGAUACUUUUUAUUCAUUUUUUCCAUUUCUAUUCGACUGUGUAAUUAUCGUGUGAGAAACAAGAUGUUUACCUGAACGCAACGGUCUUACCGCGAUCAUUCGUAAGGCAAUUUCGCCGAUAACAUUUCGAUACGCGAUAAACCGCACGUAUUGGGCCGUUAAUCUGCUCAAUUUACUAAAACAAUGUGCCUCGAUACCGGUUUUAUCGUCGAGUUUACAAAUUAAAGCGUCGUCAUCGUCAUCCGACCGAUACGAGAAUAUAUCGCGGUGAAUACGUUCAGCGAGCGAAUCUAAGUAAUGUGGUUGCUUCGAGAGAUUCGUCAUAUUGAAUAAAAAUGCAGCAGAAUAUUAUAGAAGAAUAAAUCAAAAUUAUAAUAAUUGCAAGAGAAUUUUCUUAAUUUGUUAAUUUUUUUUCUUUACCCUUAGUAGAAGACAAAACAGCUCAAUAUACACGGCUCAAUAUAUUUAAUUCAGUUUUUCUCGUUUACAUCUGAAAAUUUUACAUCUAAAAAAAUGCUUCUUUUACCUGAAAA